Lates calcarifer (barramundi perch) is the source of this 4927-nucleotide messenger RNA. RefSeq names its product protein NLRC3. The coding region runs from base 16 to 4224 and encodes 1402 amino acids. NCBI's taxonomy places the organism in Eukaryota, Metazoa, Chordata, Actinopteri, Centropomidae. Gene Ontology annotation, molecular function: protein binding. The transcript has 18 exons. The record is from RefSeq and is a predicted model, not a curated record.
ACUGAAGUCCAGAAGAUGAGUGAUUGUGUGGAGGAAGAGGAGGACGGAGCAGAGUCUCAGUCAUCUGACUGCGUGUCUAUGAAGAGAGACCAGUCCCACGAAAACCCAGACUCAGACUUCAAUAAUGAACCUGGACCCUCAGACACACAAUCCAGACCAGGACCUGGACUGCAGACAGCCAGUCAGACCAGCACUGUACAAGCAGAUAGUGGUCUGCAGGAGGUUUUAGAUGAACAUCAGAUCAGUCUGAGGAGGAGAUGUGAACGUGUGACUGAAGGAACUGAUGGAACAGGAAGUAGAACCCUCCUCAACAGGAUCUACACUGAGCUCUACAUCACAGAGGGACAGAGUGAAGAGGUUAAUACCCAACAUGAGGUGAGGCAGCUGGAGAUCAAGAUGGAGACCCUCCAUGACACUCCAAUCAGGUGCCAGGACGUCUUUAAAGCCUUACCUGACCAACAGAGACACAUCAGAGUGGUUCUGACCAACGGCGUCGCUGGUGUUGGAAAAACCUUCUCAGUGCAGAAGUUCACUCUGGACUGGGCAGAGGGCUUGGAAAACCAAGAUGUCAGUCUGCUGGUUCUGCUUUCGUUCAGGGAGCUGAACCUGAUCAGAGAUGAGCAGUACAGUCUUCUCACGCUGCUCCAUGUUUUCCAUCCAACAUUACAGAAGGUCACAGCAGAGAAGCUGGCUGUCUGUAAAGUUCUGUUCAUCUUUGACGGCCUGGAUGAAAGCAGACUUUCACUGGAUUUCAACAACAGGAAGGUUGUGUCUGACGUCACACAGAAGUCAUCAGUCAACGAGCUGCUGACAAACCUCAUCCAGGGGAAUCUGCUUCCCUCGGCUCUGGUCUGGAUAACUUCCAGACCUGCAGUGGCCAAUCAGAUCCCUCCUUCAUGUGUUGACAGGGUAACAGAAGUACGAGGCUUCACUGACCCACAGAAGGAGGAGUACUUCAGGAGGAGAUCCAGUGAUGAAGAGCUGUCCAACAGAACCAUCUCACACAUCAAGACCUCCAGGACCCUCCACAUCAUGUGUCAAAUCCCAGUCUUCUGCUGGAUCACUGCUACAGUUCUGGAGCACAUGUUGAGUACAGAGCAGAGAGGAGAGCUGCCCAAGACCAUGACUGACCUGUACUCACACUUCCUGCUGGUUCAGACAAAGAGGAAGAAGAACAAGUACCAUGAGGGACAUGAGACGAGUCCACAGGAGCUGACGGAGGCUGACAGGGAAGUUCUUCUGAAGCUGGGGAGGCUGGCGUUUGAACAUCUGGAGAAAGGAAACAUCAUGUUCUACCAAGAAGACCUGGAGCAGUGUGGUCUUGAUGUGACAGAGGCCUUGGUGUACUCAGGAGUUUGUACAGAGAUCUUCAAAAGAGAGAGUGUGAUCUUCCAGAAAACAGUCUACUGCUUUGUUCAUCUGAGCGUUCAGGAGUUUCUGGCUGCAGUCUACAUGUUCCACUGUUUCACCAACAGGAACACACAGGUACUGGAGGACUUCCUGGGAGAAGACUUUAAACAGAGAAACUCAGACCAAGAGUCUUUGCUCAAGGGGAUGUCUAAGAUUUUUGGAAAGAGUGAUCGCCGUGACUCAUCUCUAGAUGACUUCCUGAGGAGAGCCAUGGAGAAAUCCCUUCAAAGUGAAAAUGGCCACCUGGACCUGUUUGUUUGCUUCCUUCAUGGCCUCUCUCUGGAGUCCAACCAGAGACUCUUAGGAGGCCUGCUGGGUCAGACAGAGAACAGUCCAGAAAUCAUCCAGAGAGCCAUCAACAACCUGAAGGAGAUGAACACUCACAGAAUCUCUCCUGACAGAAGCAUCAACAUCUUCCACUGUCUGAUGGAGAUGAACGAUCACUCAGUUCAUCAGGAGAUCCAAGAGUUCCUGAAGUCAGAGAACAGAUCAGAGCAGAGACUCUCUGAGAUCCAGUGCUCAGCUCUGGCCUACAUGCUGCAGAUGUCAGAGGAGGUUCUCGAUGAGUUGGACCUGAAGAAGUACAACACAUCAGAGGAGGGACGACGGAGACUGAUCCCAGCUGUGAGGAACUGCAGGAAGGCUCGACUUGGUGGUUGUCGACUCUCAGAGACUCACUGUGAAGUUGUGGCCUCAGCUCUGAAGUCCAACCCCUCCCAUCUGUCUGAACUGGACCUGAGCCUCAACAGCCUGAAGGAUUCAGGAGUGAAGCUGGUCUCUGCUGGACUGGAGAGUCCUCACUGUAGACUGGAGACUCUGAGGUUGAAGUCCUGCAGUUUGUCAGAGAUCAGCUGUUCUUCUCUGGUCUCAGCUCUGAAGUCCAACCCCUCCCAUCUGAGAGAACUGAACCUGAGUAACAACAACCUGAAGGAUUCAGGAGUGAAGAAGCUGUGUGGUUUUCUGCAGAGUCCAGACUGUAGACUGGAGACUCUGAGGUUGAGUUUCUGCAGGUUGUCAGAGAUCAGCUGUUCUUCUCUGGUCUCAGCUCUGAAGUCCAACCCCUCCCAUCUGAGAGACCUGGACCUGAGCUACAACAAGCUGCAGGAUUCAGGAGUGAAGGAGCUGUGUGGUUUUCUACAGAGUCCAGACUGUAGACUGGAGACUCUGAGGCUGAAGUCCAGUAGUUUGUCAGAGAUCAGCUGUUAUUUUCUGGCCUCAGCUCUGAAGUCCAACCCCUCCCAUCUGAGAGAACUGAACCUGAGUAUCAACAACCUGUAUGAUUCAGGAGUGAAGAAGCUGUGUGGUUUUCUGCAGAGUCCAGACUGUAGACUGGAGACUCUGAGGUUGAGACGCUGCUGGUUGUCAGAGAUCAGCUGUUCUUCUCUGGUCUCAGCUCUGAAGUCCAACCCCUCCCAUCUGAGAGAACUGGACCUGAGUGAAAACAAAUACCUGCAGGAUUCAGUCCUGAAGCUUCUGUCUGAUCUUGUGAAGGACCCAGACUACAGACUGGAGACUGUGAGGGUCAGUGGCAGGGAGUUUAAAGCCUCCACAGACAAAACCUGUCGCUCUGAUGUCAAACUGGACCCAAGCGCAGCAGAUACAAAGCUGGAGUCUGUCUCUGAGGACGACACCAAGAAGCCAGAUGUCUGUGAGGUCGACACAGAGCUGAUGAAGCCUCCAACGAGCUUCACACCUGAGCUGCAAACUGAAUCUACACAAGUCUCCUACAGGUUCAGGUGUCCUGGUCCAGGUGGGUUCCAGUGUUCUUCGACUGGACUGGUGUUUGUUGUGGAUCAGGAGGCGGAGCUUCUCUACAGGACCGUCCAAUGGGACGAGAGUCUUCUCCAAUCAGCUGGGAAGAAAGCUGCAGGGCCUCUGUUCAGUAUCCAGUGUCCUGAGGCUGCUGUCUGUGAGCUGCACCUCCCACACUGUGAAACUAAGCAAGCGCUGCAGGUUGAAGGCCUGCUGUCUGUCGUUCACAUCUCUGAUGAUGGACUGAGCAUCUUGGAGCCUCUGGAAAUCACAGGUACUCAUGUGGUGGUGAAGGUCCCUCACCUCUCUGUCUUUGGCCUGGUCUGGGAUUUCAUCAAACGGUUUGUGAACAUCACACUCCCAGUCGAGGGUCAAGUUCUGCUGUUCCUGCGACCAGACGAAGGGCCUCGAAUACUCGAUGUGUUUCUGCUGCAGGGAAACAUCCCUCUGUCAGAGGUCGAGGCCCAACAAAGAGGUGCUAAAUACAUCAAGACCUCGUCUGAUUCUAACUGUAAACUGUACAUCGGUCAAAGCUACAGUGUCCACUGUGAACCCAACGACUUAAUACAGCCUGAGCGCAUCAACUUUCGCUCAAAGUAUGGACCAAAUUAUUUUCCAACAUUUGAAGUUUUUCUGACUUUGAACCCAGAGAGAGCAACUGUGAUGAUCCAAGACCAGGAGAGGACAGAAGUCUGGAGACGUAAUGUUCCUCUGACAGGUCCUGGUCCAGCAGGGACGUCCAGUGCUCCAGCUCAAAGUAUCCAGGAUCCCAAGAUGAAGUUGGACCUUAAAAAGAUCCUGGACCAUCUGAAAAAUGACGAGUUUGAGGACUUCAAGUGGCACCUGAAACAUGAAACGGUGAACAACGUCCCGCCCAUCACAGAGAGCGAGCUGGAUAAUGCAGAGAGGCGGAUCACCGUGGAUCUGAUGGUGCAGAAAUAUGGAGGUGGAGCUGUGCAGGUGAUGAGGAGAGUUUUAACAGACAUCAGCAGGAACGAUCUUGUGAAGCAGUUACCAGCUGUCGGCUCAGGAGCAGAAGGUCCUGGUCCAUCAGGGAGCUGAAGUCUGCCAGUUGAUCAGAGUGUGGGAACCUGCUGGACUGAGCUGGAGCAGUCUGAGUGGUGAUGGACUCAGCUCUGAUCUCUGCUCUCUGUGAGGAGGAUCCCUGCCUUUCCACAGAGCUCACAUUAAGAGGAAGCAAAGAGCAGAACCUGUGGAUGUGAUCCAUCCAGUCCCUCACAGCUUCUCCUCAGGGAUCCAUUUAAUCUGCUUCUAUCAGCUGCCUUUAGGCUCCACACAGACAAAAUCCAUCUGUACUUUAUUUUGAAAGUUCUAAACAGCCUUCCUUUAACAGGUUGUUGUGUUGGAAAUUCUCAUAUGAUUCAUGAUAAUUGUGAAUUAUUAAUAAUCUUGACCAUUUGUACUUGUACAAUUGUGUCUUAUGAAAUAUCACAUGCUCAGUACUUUUCCACAUGUCAGUGAGCUGACAGGGCACCUCGCCCAUCAAGGACAGGAGCUGGUACAGGGCUGCAUAGCUGUGUAAUCUCUGACACUUCCUCUCAGAGCUGCACUGUCGUGUAGUCUCCAGAAGAUGUUUUCCUUUUCGUCUCCAGACGUAACCUUGUUUCUUUUGCAUUUAACCUGUAAUCUUUUGUACUCAGUACUCAUUGUGCGUCUCAGUGGGUACAGUGCAGUACAGUGGGUCCAUUUGCAAACGUAAGAAUUAAACCGUUGACUCUGUGCUUCAUUCAACAGAAGAUUCAAA